CCAACUACGAAUUAAAUUGGGGGGGGGGCACUCAUUUUCUGUGGCCACGGCCGUUCUUUGUGUAUAUAUCGAGAGAUUGAAGAGAAGAUGCUAUACAGAAGAUCUCGUCCUGAUGUGCGACGCCCAAAAUUUGGUAAUGGGAAGUGGAGUAAUGGGUCUUCUUCUGUUUGACGGCACUAAUUGAACGCGCACCUCCUAAUUUCUCUCCAUUUGGCCGUCGCUUCCAACUUUUCUCUGUGCGCCGAUUCUUGGCUCUACUCUUUGAAGCUCGAUUUCGUGCUUCGAAUGAUUUGGGGAAUCUGGAGAAGAUUAGGGAUGAUGGGUGUUUGAGAGCUGAGGAAGCCAAGCUAUGGGUAUGGAUUCCAAUUCAAAUAAUGAUAAUAACAACUCAGUAGGAUGGAACAGAGCUGGGGGUUUGAUAAUGAAGACUUUGGUACUGGUUGGAGGUGCUCUUUUGCUUAAACGCCUUACUAAGUCCACAACGCGAUGGGAUCAUGCCCGCUUCGUUUCUCAGUCCCUUUCUGGCGAGAAGUUUUCAAAGGAGCAAGCAGCUAGGGAUCCUGAUAAUUACUUCAAUAUCAGAAUGAUUACGUGCCCUGCAGCUGAAAUGGUCGAUGGUUCUACGGUGUUAUACUUCGAACAAGCUUUCUCUAGAACUCCUCAAAAACCCUUUCGCCAGAGGUUUUAUACGGUGAAGCCUUGUUCAAAAGAGAUGAAAUGUGAUGUGGAGCUAAGCUCAUACGCCAUUCGGGAAAUGGAGGAGUACAAGAAUUUUUGUGAUCGGACAAAAGACCAACGUCCUCUUCCCGAAGAAAUCGUCGGGGACAUUGCAGAGCAUUUAACUACGUUACAUCUUAAGCGUUGUGAUCGUGGAAAACGUUGCUUGUAUGAAGGUUCGACUCCACCUGGUGGUUUUCCAAAUUCAUGGAAUGGGGCAGCCUACUGUACUUCCGAAAUUGCUAUCCUAAAGAAUAAUGAAGUACAUACCUGGGAGAGGGGUUAUGACGAAGAUGGAAACCAGGUUUGGGGAACAAAAGAAGGACCUUACGAAUUCAAGCCAGUUCCAGCCUCCAGUCUCAAGGACAUGUUUUCUCCAUUAAAUUUCUCUCAGCCGUCCACGGAGAAAAGAAUAGAGGGUUCAUUUGUCUUGCAAUAAUAGUCACCCAAUUAACUUUUCUUAUCUAAUGUAAAUUUCCAUCCCCCUUUCUAUCUGAAAUAAAAUUUUACAUUUUGCUCGUCC
This is a messenger RNA of Benincasa hispida (wax gourd), 1240 nucleotides long. RefSeq names its product crumpled leaf (gene CRL). Gene Ontology annotation, biological process: protein-phycocyanobilin linkage. NCBI's taxonomy places the organism in Eukaryota, Viridiplantae, Streptophyta, Magnoliopsida, Cucurbitales, Cucurbitaceae. The record is from RefSeq and is a predicted model, not a curated record. Gene Ontology annotation, molecular function: lyase activity.